CCAACAGUUUUAUUAUUAAUUUAUGUUGUAAUAAUAAAAGAGUAUAAACUAUUCCAUGUCAUGGACUCAUGUCCAAACCAAGAUUCAUAUCAGUACUCCCACAAAAAACCUAAACUGAAACCCCUCAUCAUCAAUCUCAACUUCCCAUUUUUCUGUUGUCUCACUUUCAUCAGCCAAACUUUCUUUCAAUUCUAUGUCUUCAUUAUCUUGGAGAAAAUGGUUCUUGUUGUUGUUCAUACUCAUCUUUAUUUAAAUCUUGAGAUAUAAUUUCUUCUCUUAUUCCAGUUUCCUUCCUCAGAUUUCAACUGUUUCUUCAUCAAAAUGGAAGCAGUAUAACUUGAAGCAAAUUCCGGUUUUAUUUUUUGAAAAUUUACAAGGUAUAUAUAUCAUGAAUCCUAUAGGAGAUAUGAUGAAGGAGGAUCGGUUCUUGGGGUCAAGUUCACUAUAUACAGAUGUUGAGCCACUGACGGAUGGUAAUGUUCCUCCUCAACCAAUGGAGGGUUUACAUGAGACAGGCCCUCCACCAUUCCUCAGCAAGACUUAUGAUUUCGUCGAUGAUCCGAAUACGAAUCACAUUGUUUCUUGGAGCAAAGGUAACAACAGUUUCAUUGUCUGGGAUCCUCAGAACUUUGCCAAGAAUCUUCUCCCCAGGUACUUCAAACACAACAAUUUCUCAAGCUUUGUCAGGCAGCUAAAUACCUAUGGUUUUAGGAAAGUUGAUCCAGACAAAUGGGAGUUUGCUAAUGAAGGGUUUUUGAGGGGACAAAGACAUCUCUUGAAAAACAUUAAGAGGAGAAAGACAGCAUCUAAUUUCCAGGCAUCAAACCAAGGUUUGGAGUCUUGUGUUGAGGUUGGAAGCUUUGGGCUAGACGCAGAAAUCGAUCGUUUAAGGAGAGACAAGCAGGUUUUAAUGGCGGAAUUGGUGAAGCUCAGACAGCUACAGCAGAAUACCAAUUCACAUCUCAAAGAAAUGGAGCAAAGGCUUAAAGGGACCGAACUCAAACAACGACAGACAAUGAGCUUCUUGGCCAAGGCGUUAAAGAACCCGACUUUCCUACAGCAAAUGGUCCAGCAGAAGGAUAGAAUGAAAGAGCUUGAGGAUGCAAUUGGUAAGAAGAGAAGGAAGAGAAUUGAUCUUGGUUCAGGAAACGUUGGAAUAGUGAGAGAAAGGGAGAGAAAUGCUUACAUGAUUGACAGUCAAGAAUUAGGCUGCAAUGGAGGAGAAGGAAGCAGUUCUGCUAUUGGAGAUAUAUAUGUUAAGAUAGAACCUGAGGAGUUUGGUGAUAAGAUCAGUGGAUUUGAUGUAGAGUUGGAGAGACUGGCAAUGAGCAUGGAAGGACCCUCAAUGAACAUGGAGGAUCAAAUGCUACACAAUGAUGAUCAUAGUGAUAAUAUAGACAAGAACCUAAUUAGUGCAGAAAAGCCAUUUGAUGAAGGGUUUUGGGGAGGAAUUGAAGAUGAAAUUGGUACAUUUGGUGUUGGAGGACAUGACUUAGAUGAGGAGGUUGAUGCUUUUACUGAUCAGCUAGGAUUCUUGGGUUCAAGCCCAAGAUAGAAACUUGUGCCAAUUAAGAGCACUCAAGAACAUCAGUUGCUUAUCUCCAUUCAAGAUUUCUUUUGCUUCAGAUAUGAAUUUUCAAGGUUCAGCCAAGGGCUACAUCAUGUUAUAUGUCCAACUCAAUUUCGAUCGUCGACUGACCAACCCCCAAAGGGUUUAUGAUUCCUUAGUUAGAGGGUAUCAAACUGUUUAUAACAGAAGGCCCUCCUCCCUCCACGACUACAAGUUCAUGAAUCAAGAACCAAGCAAGAUCACAUCUUGAAAUUUCAAAGUGUUUGCUUGCUACAGGUUAGGAAAAUCACUUUUCAACUUUUGGUUUCAAA
Molecule: messenger RNA, 1881 nt
Organism: Sesamum indicum (sesame)
Lineage: Eukaryota; Viridiplantae; Streptophyta; Magnoliopsida; Lamiales; Pedaliaceae
Product: heat stress transcription factor A-7a
Biological process (GO): regulation of transcription by RNA polymerase II; cellular response to heat
Cellular component (GO): nucleus
Molecular function (GO): RNA polymerase II cis-regulatory region sequence-specific DNA binding; DNA-binding transcription factor activity
Source: RefSeq, a predicted model, not a curated record